UUAUCUUUCACAGUGGAUGAGCUGACACAAUAGAUAGCAAGAGGCAAACUCCAAUGGCAGCAGCUCUUCCUUCCAUUAAAUCCCACCAUUCCCUCUUACCUAAUAUUUCGAUUUACAGGAAUAAUGGCCAGAGAAUAUCCAUUUUAACGCAGACGAAACCUCGUACAUGUAGAAAAUUGAGAAGAACGAGUGCGAGUUUGGGUGAUUCUUCGACACCUUUUUGGCAAAAUGGGAUUGUGAGGAGGGAUUUAAUGUUAAUUGGAUUGUCUUCUUCAAUCUCUCUGAUUUUCCCAACUUUAGGCUCUAGUGCCGACGAAGAGGUGAAAAUGGAUUUACUAGUUGAUGAUGUGAACGCUUACUCGUAUUUGUAUCCGACAAAAUUGCCUUCCGAAAAGUUUGACUUCAAAUGGGUGGAAUCUAGAAAAUCGGAGCGUUAUUCAUCAGCUGCACCGUUGUCCCCUGAUGCACGCCUUCGAAUUGUGUCUGAGAGGAUUGAUUUUACCGAUAACCUCAUAAUUUCAGUCACGAUCGGUCCGCCAAAUCCUCUGUUUCUGAAAUCCAAAGAUAAAAGUACAUGGACUGCAAAAGACGUUGCUGAUUCCGUUUUAGCUGACAAAUCUGCUCUCCGGGUAACUUCUAGCCAGCGGAUGGAUGAAAGUUCGGUUAUUGAUGCACAUUCUUCUACGAUUGAUGGGGAGUCGUAUUGGUAUUAUGAAUAUUUGGUUCGCAAGUCGCCAACGAAAUCUGCUGAGGGAUCAAACCUUUACCGACAUUUCGUCUCUUCAACUGCUGAGCGUGACGGUUACUUGUACUCUCUGAAUGCUUCGACUCUGAGCAAGCAGUGGGAAAAAAUGGGACCUUACUUGGAAAAAACCAUUGCAUCUUUUCGACUUCUCCCGCCUACAGAAAGUUAUGUUCCUCCAUACAAGGACCCAUGGAGGUUUUGGUGAACUCUUUAUUCAUUCAUCUGGAGACGAUUUAUUAUUUUUCGACGGUGGAAAUGUAAUCGAUGAGUGCUACUUUUGUAAUGCCAUGUAAUGUUAUCUUCAGUCAUAGAAAAUUCAGCAAUUUAUUAUUUAUCCUUUUUUAUAUCAGGAAAUAUAAAAUGUUUGCAAGCUUUUCUGG
Erythranthe guttata (spotted monkey flower) is the source of this 1125-nucleotide messenger RNA. RefSeq names its product PsbP domain protein (Mog1/PsbP/DUF1795-like photosystem II reaction center PsbP family protein) (gene PPD5). The record is from RefSeq and is a predicted model, not a curated record. Gene Ontology annotation, cellular component: extrinsic component of membrane; photosystem II; photosystem II oxygen evolving complex. Gene Ontology annotation, biological process: photosynthesis. NCBI's taxonomy places the organism in Eukaryota, Viridiplantae, Streptophyta, Magnoliopsida, Lamiales, Phrymaceae. Gene Ontology annotation, molecular function: calcium ion binding.